Messenger RNA from Mercenaria mercenaria, 3086 nucleotides. RefSeq lists its product as uncharacterized. Lineage: Eukaryota; Metazoa; Mollusca; Bivalvia; Venerida; Veneridae. The record is from RefSeq and is a predicted model, not a curated record. The transcript has 2 exons. The coding region runs from base 464 to 2374 and encodes 636 amino acids.
AUCACUGCGAGGAAUCACAUGAUCAAAAUAAUCUCUAAACCAAAAUAAAUUUAUGAAUAAUGUCGGAUAAUAUUGAAGAAUCUUUUGCUGUAAAUCUAAGAUACAGCCUAUCAUACACCAACAUACAUGUAUCUAAAAACUACAUAGAUUUCAAUCACAAGCACCUUCUGGUUAUCUGGAACAUUUCAAGAAACUGAUACUUCUUAUUUUCCUUAGUGUUUGUAAUUACAGGAUAUCUAUCAUUAUUGUCAACUCCAUGAUAAUUUAACAAUUUUCAUUAGUCAUAUGAUAGGCUAUGUUUAAAUUUCAUAUCUUAUCAUGACAGGAAAUUUAUUCAUGUUCUUCAAAAUACAACUUUGGUUUAGAGAUUAUUUUGAUCAUGUGAUUCCCCACAGUGAAAAUGGAUUAUGAAAAAAGAUGGCGAUAAGGUAGUAUUACUGAGAUAUGGAGAAAAGAAACAAUUAUGUCAGAAUAUAGUUACAUCGAACCUAUGUGCGACUGUCACCAGGAUGAAGUUGCACUAGUACUCUGCCGUCACCAUAAGGAAUUGCUCUGCCUAAGCUGUGUGUUGGGAAGAGAGAAAUCACCAGAAUGUUCGAUCAUUGAAAUCCGAAAAGUUUCUGAAGAGAACGAUAUUCUGAUGUUAGAAUGUUUAGUUGCUAGACAAAUGACAGUAAAGAAGAAACGAUUAAUAGACUAUCAUGAAAGGAAAACAGAAACUGUAAAGACUAAUUUGGAAGAACAAGUAAUAGAGAUGCAUAGUAAGCUAACAAAGCGGCUCGACGAAAUGAAAGAUACUUGUCUUAAAUCAAUCGAAACACAAGCUAAAGCAGUCAUAAAAACAAACAAGAAUAACAAGCAACGAAUAGUUAUAGUCGAAACCAAAGUAAAUGAAUACCUCGACAAACUGUCGGUUAGCUCACCAGACGACAUCAUUUGUAUUCAACCGAACUUAAUAAAGAUGAAAACAGAAUUAGUGCAGAACAUUCCAGAUAAAGAAUCCAUGCCUGAAGGUCACUUUAAACCAAAUAGUUUCUUUGGCGAUUUCAUUUUACAAGAAGAUACUUCUCUUGGACGCGUAUACUUGACUGAUACCGAACAUUAUGAUAUGAUUGAUGAUUUGCCUGAAAAUAAAGUUGAGAUGCGAUCACAAGAGACACUGCCUAUCCAACAUUUAAACAAAAGUGAAGUUAGUUCGAAAGAAGAGGACAAAGAAUCUGUCGUUACACGUCAAAAACUUUUAGCGGCGGUGUAUACAUCAUCAGAUGAAAUAGUAUAUGGUAUUAAAAACGAAACUCGAAUUCCUGCUCAAAGCGGCGAAAAUACUGGUGAAAGUACGCAAGCCGACAAAAAAUCAUUGGAAGAAAAAAAGUCGGGCAGAAUAUUUGGAGGACUACGUAGAUGGUUUUCGUCAGAUAUAAAGAGAUCAGAUAAAUCGGACGGAAAGGAACCUGAGAGAGGUAUUAACAACUUGAAGACGGGUAGUCUAUGUGAAAGUAAAUCCAGAAGCACUGAACAUGUAUAUGAUGUUAAAACGUUUGCUCCGUCAAGUUACGUGCAUCCUAAAUAUCUGAUAAACAAAACAGUAGUGCUAUCAAAACUCGAACAGCAGUUCAGCUCUGCAUGUAAGUUUUCCAAACUUGUUUAUCUUGGAGAUGGAUUCAUAGGGUUGCUGUCGAAAGCUCAUAAUUCUUUUGUGAUGGCAGAUUUACUCGGAAACGUUUACAAAACGAAAACAAUGAUAGGUGGAUUGGAAGGUGCUGUUGCAACUGGAAAAACUGAGGUUGCUCUUCUCGUUGAAAAUGGACAUCAGAUUUGUAAGUUUGAUGUAAGCUUUGUCGGAUUUUCAACGACGGAAUACUUCAUGGUACAUGAAGAAAUCCCAAAUAUAACUGGAUUCGAUUUCGAUGAAGCGUCGUCGCAAUUUGCCAUAAGCUCACCAAAUAAACUAGUCAUUCUUGACAAAAGUGGAAGAAAGAUGAAGUCCGUACAGUAUAGCUCCGUCCAGUCGCCUUUGACUCAAAUGACAACAACGUAUGAUUUCAAAAGAGAUUGCCUUUACAUAAUGAACAUGCAAAAUAAAACUUUAAAAUGCUUCUCUUUUAAAACGUCUGAUGCACUUUGGAGAUGUAAAUACGAAGACAGGUCGUUCAUUCCGAGGAACAUGUGUCUGUACAAAGACACGAUUUGCAUUGCGUGUAGGGAUGAGAUCGCCCUCUUGUUAGCUGAUGACGGUUCACUGGCUGCAAAGCAUGACACUAAAAGGCUUUUGUGCGAUUGUCUCGGAGUGUACGUUAUUGAUGACGUAAUUGUUUUUACAUCAAAUUCAGAUGACUUCAAGGAAUCAACGAAACUCGCAUAUGUCAGCAUUUGAAGAAUAUACACGUGCAAUGACGCUUCAACUGAUGCAAGAAAUUUUGUAUCCGAGGCAUAUCUACUGUAUUGCUUUUUCUGAAAAGCACAAAGUUGAAGGUCUUAUAUUUUCCAGUAAAAAUACUUUUAGCACUGAUUCAAUGCUGAAUUGUAAUUUAAGUGUGUUUAUGUUGUAGAAUUAUUCAUUCUUGUGUGAACGCUUAGUCGAUGCAUUUUCUUUCAUUACUGAUUCAACGCUGAAUGAAUGUUCACCUUUGAUAGAUUGUAAAUAUGAAUGCAUUUUAGUGCAAUUUCACUUAAUAAGCCUGUACAAGUACGUUUUCAGAAAGGUUAACGAAUCAGUGUAAUAAGUCCAUUUAAAAUCAAUGCAAAAUUUUGCAAGAACUGAUCUAUUUUGUGUCAUGAUGAAUCUUGCUAAUUUCAAUGUUGUUUGGUGUUCAAGUUAAACUUUUUGAUGGCAAUAUGACGAAUCCAUAUAAGUUAAAUAAUAGAGUCACGUAUAAAUAAACGAAAAUGUAUGUAUGCACAAAUAAAAACAACUGAAGAACGUAAAAGAAAUACAAUUAUAUAUAUUACGCCUCCAUAUAAAAAGUACUGCUGGGUUUCCUUUUAGAAAUAUCUAGCAAUAUUUCAAUGUGUUGUCAUUUAAUGUUUUAUUUGGGUCACUUAAAGCCUGAACUGCAAGUGUAUUUAUGAAUAAACAGCCGUCCUUA